Molecule: messenger RNA, 3035 nt
Organism: Nematolebias whitei (Rio pearlfish)
Lineage: Eukaryota; Metazoa; Chordata; Actinopteri; Cyprinodontiformes; Rivulidae
Gene: ythdf2
Product: YTH N(6)-methyladenosine RNA binding protein 2
Exons: 6
Coding region: 169-2088 (639 amino acids)
Biological process (GO): mRNA destabilization
Cellular component (GO): cytoplasm
Molecular function (GO): mRNA binding; N6-methyladenosine-containing RNA reader activity
Source: RefSeq, a predicted model, not a curated record
CCAUGUUGAGGAGUCUGUCAAGCAAACUACUGCCCGCCAUUGUGUAGAGAGCAGGCUCUGUAGAAAGAUAAGGGCACUUGGCUAAAACUCAAUAGCUACAUUAUUUCUACACCCUGCCGCUUUUAUUUAGGAGUAAACACACUUACACAGACUCCGGGGGGGAAAGACAUGUCAGCCAGCAGCCUUCUUGAACAGAGACCGAAAGGCCAAGCUAAUAAAGUGCAAAACGGAGCCGUGACCCAAAAGGAUACUUUGAAUGACGAUGAGUUUGAGCCUUACCUGAAUACUCAGGCCAGACAGAGCAAUGCCUAUACGGCUAUGUCGGACUCGUACAUGCCCAGCUACUACAGCCCCUCCAUAGGAUUUUCCUACUCUCUGAAUGAGGCAACAUGGUCCACAGGUGGGGACCCUCCUAUGCCUUACCUGGCCUCCUAUGGACAGCUGAGCAAUGGGGAACCUCACUACCUCCCGGAUGCUAUGUUUGGCCAACCCGGCCCCCUGGGGAACAACCCAUUCCUAAGCCAGCAUGGCUUCAACUUUUUCCCCAGUGGCAUCGACUUCACAACAUGGGGCAGUAGCAGCUCUCAGGGACAGUCGGGGACACCGCAAAGUUCUGGCUACAGCAGCAGCUAUGCCUAUGCCCCCAGCUCGCUUGGGGGUGCCAUGAUUGACGGACAGUCCCCAUUUACACCUGCUGCCAACGAACCCCUGAACAAAGCACCUGGUAUGAACAGCCUUGAUCAGGGCAUGGCGGGGCUAAAGAUCGGUGGUGCUGCCCCUGGUGGUAAUGGAGAAAUGGCUCCUAAGGUGGUUGGCUCUGGUUUACCUGGUGGGGGGCCUCUUGGCCCUGUAUCAUCUGUUGGACCUCCCAGUAUGACUCCUGUCUCAAAUGCCCCUGCCAAGCCUGCUUCUUGGGCCGAUAUUGCCAGCAAACCAGCCAAACCACAACCCAAGCUUAAAACCAAGGGUGGCAUGGUGGGUGCCAAUUUGCCUCCUCCGCCCAUUAAACACAACAUGGACAUUGGCACUUGGGACAAUAAGGGCACCAUGCCCAAAGCUGCCACACCUCAGCAGGUGCCCCCAAUUCCCAGUAACGGACAGCCCCCUAAUCAGGCUUCCCCACAGCCUGGAGCUACAGCUACAGGGAACCCACAAAUGCCCCUGAGCAAUGGACAGCUGGUUCCACCUGUUUCCCAACUAGGGCAGCAUCAGCUUCCACCUACUGGGCAGCCAGGUAUGGCUCAGAUGCCCCAACCACCUCUCUCCCAGGGUCCCCUUCCAUCACAAAGCCAACAGCAACAACCGUCUCAACCUACUCGCUGGGUACCUCCACGAAACCGGGCCAAUGGAUUUGGAGAUUCCAGUGGGAAUGGCACAGGCCAGUCGCCUCCCACUUCUUCAAAUGUAGGAGUGGUUCCUGUGGUACCCUCUGAGCCUCACCCAGUUCUAGAGAAGUUACGCAUGGUUAACAAUUACAACCCCAAGGACUUUGACUGGAACCUCAAGCAGGGCAGGGUGUUUAUCAUCAAGAGUUACUCCGAGGAUGACAUCCAUCGGUCUAUCAAGUACAACAUUUGGUGCAGCACGGAACAUGGCAACAAAAGGCUUGAUGCGGCCUACCGUUCUCUGAGUGGCAAAGGGCCGCUGUAUCUUCUGUUCAGUGUCAAUGGGAGCGGUCACUUCUGUGGUGUAGCAGAGAUGCGCUCACCCGUAGACUACAACACGUCAGCUGGCGUGUGGUCACAGGACAAGUGGAAGGGUCGUUUUGAUGUGCGCUGGAUCUUUGUUAAAGACGUUCCAAACAGUCAGCUGAGGCACAUUCGACUGGAGAACAACGAAAAUAAGCCAGUGACCAACUCUCGGGACACACAGGAGGUGCCGCUGGACAAGGCCAAGCAGGUGUUAAAGAUCAUCGCCGGAUAUAAACACACCACUUCCAUCUUUGAUGAUUUUUCUCACUAUGAGAAGCGUCAGGAGGAGGAAGAGUGUGUGAAAAAGGUGGAGGUCCAGGGCAGCGAGCCAUAUCCCAGCAACCCAAGCAACAGGAGUCAUUACAGGCUUCAGGAGCGCCAAGGACGAGUCAAGUAACACUUGGUGCUUUGGUCAAAAGACUGCAACGGCCCCCGCUAAAGCCCAGUUCACCCCAGUACAUCAAUACAUUCAGAUCUCUACGAAAUUCUAAUAGGGGACUUAUCAAAAGGACAGAAGAAAAAAAAACUAAAUGAACACUUUGAUUUCUUGACUUUAAAGACUUCGAACUUGUAGUAAAAAAAGGAAACGAUUAUUCAUAGGACUACAACUUAAUGCAUAGCAUCUUUAGGUGAAAUCUUUUUUGCCCCGCCCCAUUCCACUACAUUUUGCUUCUUUACUUUGUAUGCUGCAUUUUUCUUUUUCUUCUUUUUUUUAUGAAAGGAUCAUCAUCUUUUUUUAUGGUCCAAGAGCAUGUCUAACCCUCACACAAACACAGAUCCAAUAGAAAUGUGUAGUGUUGGCUAAUUCUAGUGCCCCAAAGUGAAGAAUGGACAGUUUGUCUCAUUUUCUUUGUAGCCCUCCUCACCCUUGCCUCUCUUCAAAGGAUGCUCAAAUCUUUAACCAGGACCCAGUGGAGCUUCCUCAACAGUGGAUUUGCAGCAUAGGCUGGUGCCAACUAUGCUCCUAUUUUUUUUAUUACUAUUAUUUUGUGUACAUGCUCGUCAUGGGCCCUCUUGUUUUGUUUUUCCUUGGGUGGAGAGUGUAAGGGAGGGAGGAUCUAAAAACAGUAGGGAGUGGGGUUAAGUUUAAAUUCAGAUGAAAUGCUUGGUUGAUGAGCUUUGCUCCGUGUAUAAUUUUAAUGUCUGAAAAAAAAUGGGGCCCUCUGUUAACAGUCUUUAUUGGAUUCGUUUCACCCUCUUUCUUUCUCUCUCGGACAAGUUAAUUCAAUGUUGCUACGAGCUGCUUUUUGUUUUCCUCCUUCCGUUUUCUUAAAACUGAUGCGAGUGGCCUUGCCUCCACUCUAUCUAUUAAUCAGUUCAAAAAUAAUAAAUGUGGUAUAUUCA